AUGGGUUCUUUCAUCCGCUGCACCUUUCGAAAAUGCGCAAUCUUUCUGACACUUAUAACCAUCGUUUCCACCAUUAUCCAUCAGUUAAGCUAUCUGGAGCUGAAUGAUGUAACAGACACGAUCAAACUCCUGGAUAAAUGCAAUGCCAAAGGAGCUACCCAGCUUGAUGAUUAUCACACAAUCAUGAGCCGUAGCAUCCCAGAUACGAUUCAUCAAAUUUGGAAGAUCACCGACACUACUACGUACUCUUCGCAAGCGUCAAACACAUUCUGGCAGGACAACUUCGGCCCCCUGAAUUACACAGUAACACUGUGGACGGAUCAAGAAAUUCAGCACCUCAUAGAAUCCGAAUACACUUGGUUAUUAUCGACGUACAAGGGAUACACACAAGACAUUCAGAGAGCAGACCUUGGUAGACUUGUGGUAGUUCACGCUAAAGGAGGAAUAUACGCAGACCUGGACGUGUUCCCUAGGAAUCCUACUGCGAUCGACUGUCUUCGCCGGUCCGGGACACAAGCUAUAUUCAGCCCUACCUCCAGCAACUCAGGCUUUAGCAACCACUUUUUCAUGGCCGAGAAAGGUUCGAUGUUCCUGUAUGAGACGCUACGCACAGCCAAACAGCGUGGUGGCUCACAUCAUAGGCGGAUAUUGCUCCCAUACCUGCAGGUGUUCUGGUCGACCGGACCGAUCAUGGUGACGGCGGCGUUCCGGCAAUACUGGAUUUUACGUGAUGCGCCAAGAGACGAGGUGGCACUGCUAGAUCAUGAGUUCACGAAGAGGAUGGUGGGACACGCCGCAGGAAGGUCAUGGCACAGUGCAGAUGGAGUCUUUCUCAAUGAGUUUGCCGACCACAUCAAGUUGAUAGAAACAUGGGUCAUCUGGUCUGUCGCAACCAUUACGCUGGGAAUAGUGGUUGUGAAGACGUGUCGGCUUCUCAAAAGGGGCUUUCCAUUAUAA
This is a messenger RNA of Pestalotiopsis fici W106-1, 957 nucleotides long. RefSeq lists its product as uncharacterized. Gene Ontology annotation, molecular function: mannosyltransferase activity. The record is from RefSeq and is a predicted model, not a curated record. Gene Ontology annotation, biological process: mannosyl-inositol phosphorylceramide biosynthetic process. Bases 1 to 957 code for a protein of 318 amino acids. The transcript has a single exon. NCBI's taxonomy places the organism in Eukaryota, Fungi, Ascomycota, Sordariomycetes, Amphisphaeriales, Sporocadaceae.